AUCUAGUAAGUGUCAGUCUCUCAAAAUUUCAGUAUUUACGUCAUUUCCAGCAAUGAAAGUAAAAACUUUUCUUUGAAUAAUAAGUCUUGUGUGUCAAAUGAUAGUGAAAUCGUGUAGUUUUCAGCUGUGCUGAGAGUUUCUAGAAAAUCCUGGAUAAUUCCGCUAAGAUUAUGUCGCAUAACCCUCGCCAGAACUACGGCUACCCGCAACUUCCGCCAGAUUACUACGUCGACGAUCCCGAGGGAUUCGUUUCGGAUUACUCGGAUAGCGAUGCGUUAUCGGAAAAUCAACGACAGUCUUUCGGCGUGGCACCUCCACGUCAUCUGCCGGAGAUCUACGACAGAAAUACUCUCGCGUCUCACCAGAUGAUCACCAGCAAGCAGCAGUACAGUUCGCAGCCGUAUAUUCAGCAAUAUUAUCACAACAGGAAUCUCCCACAGAUUCCAAGAACUCAGUCUGCCAUUCCGCCACAAACCUAUCCUCACCCUUACAACAAUAGCCUGCAGCGACAUUUUUACCCCUCGGAAGAAAUUAAUUAUGACUAUGCAGGGUCGCAACAGAAAGUUAUGGCUCAGAUGCAGCAGUAUAAAAGCGCGAUGAGGAAAGUUCCAGAUCCGGCUUCUUACAACGUGAUGUCGAAACAGACUAACCCCAAAAGGUAUCCGGUAACGGUUGGAACACCAAAGUACUACAGAAAACCCCCUGUUAACUCAAUCUACAAAAGGCCCUCUGCACUAUGCCUUCCCGUCGCGAGCCAGCCCGACCCUGCGGCAUAUCGUCGACCCAAACGGGCCCCCGUUUUCAACGACCAAACCCUCUACGGAAUGCAGCAGGAAAUCCCAUCGGGGAUGGAAAAUCCAAGCUUAGAAAGUCCAGUGGAUGAUGGCACUAAGGACCAGAUUGAUGCAGUUUUGGUCCCCCACAAGGUGGAUUCUGAGGGAGACGUUGACGCUAAGAUAUCUAACUUCGAAGAAUUAUUGGCAAAAUUUGAGAGGGAGAAUGGACCAAAGAAAACGAAGAGUCGGAACGACAUUUCUAAGAUAUCAAAAUUUUUGAAACCCAGGGUGAGAUUUGUGUUGAACGUCUCUGGCGGGCACGAUAAUAUUUCCAUAUUGUUCAGUCAAGGAAAAUACAUCGGUGCGGUUUUAUAUUUGAGCAAAACAAGAGAAAUCCGGAAUCAAAAGAUAUUUAAAAUCAUAAAAAAUUCAAAAAUCCAAAAAUCAAUCAAACCUAAUUUAAAAAGAAGAAUGCAGAAAUACGAGACCCCAAAAAAUUCCAAAAAUGCCAGAAUAUGUUCACAAAUCAGUUAGAGAUCAUUUCUUGUU
This is a messenger RNA of Leptinotarsa decemlineata (Colorado potato beetle), 1325 nucleotides long. RefSeq lists its product as uncharacterized. The record is from RefSeq and is a predicted model, not a curated record. Lineage: Eukaryota; Metazoa; Arthropoda; Insecta; Coleoptera; Chrysomelidae.